UCGGAGCAGGUGUCUUCGGAGGAGUGAAGAGGGGAAAUUUCACAUUCUGCAUUUCCCUCUUUACACCUCCCUGCGUAGCUACUAAACAUUUAGAUGUUCGCAAAAAUGGUUUCAAAGUUGACGUCUUUGCAACAGGAGCUUUUGAGCGCCUUGUUGGACUCUGGAGUUACGAAAGAUGUGCUUCUGCAAGCUUUGGAAGACCUGGACCCAAGCCCGAGCGCUUUUGGAGUUAAACUGGACAGUCUUCAGAUGUCGCCCUCCGGUUCCAAACUCAGUGAUACGGAUUCAAAGCCGGUGUUUCACACGCUGACCAAUGGACACAGUAAAGGGAAGUUAUCAGGGGAUGAUGAGGGCUCGGAGGACGGGGAUGAUUUCGACACACCGCCGAUACUGAAAGAACUGCAGUCUCAAAACACAGAGGAGGCAGCGGAGCAGAGGGCAGAAAUAGAUCGGAUGUUGUCGGAGGACCCGUGGCGCGCGGCCCGCAUGAUCAAAGGAUACAUGCAGCAGCACAAUAUCCCUCAGCGCGAGGUCGUGGAUGUGACAGGACUCAAUCAGUCGCACCUGUCACAGCACCUGAAUAAAGGCACGCCUAUGAAAACGCAGAAACGCGCUGCGCUCUACACCUGGUAUGUCAGGAAACAGCGGGAGAUCUUGCGACAAUUCAACCAGAUCUCACAUGGCUGUGGCAGCAACAUGUCAGACAAAGGCAAUCAGGAUCAGGUGCUACUUUUUUUCUCAGACUUUAGUCAGUCUGCGCAGGGUAUGGUGCAGCCAGGGGAUGAUGCUGCCGUUGAACCUGCUUGCAAGAAGCUCAGACGCAACCGGUUCAAAUGGGGGCCUGCAUCCCAACAGAUCCUUUACCAGGCUUACGAACGGCAGAAGAACCCCAGCAAAGAGGAGAGGGAGGCACUGGUAGAGGAGUGCAAUCGGGCUGAGUGCCUCCAGAGAGGAGUAUCGCCAUCCAAAGCUCAUGGGCUUGGCUCCAACCUGGUCACAGAGGUGCGAGUCUACAACUGGUUUGCCAACAGGAGGAAGGAAGAGGCUUUUAGACAAAAAUUGGCCAUGGAUGCCUACAGUGGGCCAACGCACAGUCUGAACUCCCUCCUUUCACAUAGUUCCCCACAUCACCCACGAGCCAGCAGCUCCCCACCAGGAAAGAUGCAAGGUGUCCGGUACAGCCAACAAGGUCCUGGUGAAGUCAGUUCCUCCUCGACGAUCAAUCACCAUAGCAGUAAUGCCAUGGUAACCAGCCAGUCAGUAUUACAGCAGGUCUCUCCGGGGGCACUGGACCCCAGUCACAGUCUCCUGUCAUCUGACUCCAAGAUGAUCUCUGUAUCAGGUGGAGGUCUUCCUCCAGUCAGCACCCUGACCAACAUCCAUGCAUCUCACCAUGUGCACCAACAGACCCCCAACCUCAUAAUGCCCCUCUCUGGAGUCAUGGCCAUCGCACAAAGUUUGAAUACGUCGCAGGCACAGACGAUACCUGUCAUCAACAGCGUUUCAGGCAGUCUGGCAGCUCUGCAGCCGGUGCAGUUCUCGCAACAGCUAAACGUCCAACACCAGCAGCUCAUGCAACAGUCAGCUGGCCACAUGAGCCAACAGCCCUUCAUGGCCUCCGUCUCACACUCACACAUGUACUCGCACAAGCAGGAGCCACCCCACUAUUCUCACUCGUCUCGGUUUCCCCCCACCAUGGUGGUGACAGAUGCCAACAGCCUCAGCACACUGAGUUCAAUGUCCUCCAGCAAACAGUGUCCGCUGCAGGCCUGGUGAGCGUGUACACCUGACUUCCUCGAUGCCUAGCAACAGGAGCACAUCGUCCUGACCUCCAUUCUCCCGUAUCUGUGGCAACCCAUAAUAAGUGCUCGCAGCACGUUGGAUGAUGAGUUUGUCAAUAAACCAGGGGCUGCAGUGGAGGGCAAGACCCACAAGACCGAACACUGUCGGGUUGUUCAAGAAGUCUGGCGAUCAACGGACGACCAGCAACGGUACAAACUUUAGUGACGGUAUUUUCCUUCUCAGUGAUGGACGAACCGUAUUAAUGAACAUGGGUGAUCCUGAAGAACAAACAAAUAGGAAAAACAUGGUCAGACAAAGCUACAGAUACAAAUCUGCACCAGAAAGGAACGAAAAGACACCUGCUUUCCAGCCAGUUCCUGGAAUAAGGGCACAAUAUGUUUCUA
Rhinichthys klamathensis goyatoka is the source of this 2186-nucleotide messenger RNA. It is a transcript of the gene hnf1ba, whose product is annotated as HNF1 homeobox Ba. The record is from RefSeq and is a predicted model, not a curated record. Lineage: Eukaryota; Metazoa; Chordata; Actinopteri; Cypriniformes; Leuciscidae. Gene Ontology annotation, cellular component: nucleus. Gene Ontology annotation, biological process: liver development; insulin secretion; regulation of transcription by RNA polymerase II. Gene Ontology annotation, molecular function: DNA-binding transcription factor activity, RNA polymerase II-specific; RNA polymerase II cis-regulatory region sequence-specific DNA binding. The transcript has 9 exons. Bases 94 to 1776 code for a protein of 560 amino acids.